AUGGAGUUGGGUGAGUUGGUUUCUGCCUUGUUGCUGCGUUUGGAUUGGCCCGGUGCGACCUCGUGCGACCGAACCCCCACUUGGCUCAGAGACUCGAUCGGCUGACCCUCGCUCUCCUAACCCACCCCUACCCUCUAUUGUCGAUAUUGUCGAUGUAUUGUCGAUGUUGCCCUCGUUUCGAUCAGACGCCUAGGGCGACUACAAAUCGGCUCCAUCCGGUCGCCCGCAUCAACCUGUGUGUCUCACACUUUGUUCCAACAUUGCCAUCGUCCCCACCCCUCUCGAUCAUCAGUAAGUCACGCUUUCCUCGCUGUGUCUAUCCGACAAGCAGCCCAAGGAGCCUGCUAACAUUCGGCAACACGACAUCCCUUGAUUCUUCUCACUUAGAACAACGUCUGUGUCAUCGUCGUCGUUGUUGGAUUUCAAGUCACGGGUUGGCAGGUCGCUGGGGAUGGAAGGAUAAGGACGGCACAACAGCUGAGAGAGCGGAUGGUGGGAUGCAACACUCCCACGGCUUGGGUUUGA
Molecule: messenger RNA, 525 nt
Organism: Microbotryum saponariae
Lineage: Eukaryota; Fungi; Basidiomycota; Microbotryomycetes; Microbotryales; Microbotryaceae
Source: the annotation of a GenBank genome assembly